AACAUGGCUGCGCGCAGCGUGGAGAAUAAACACAGUCGCACGUCUUACCUUUAAAUACAUGUGCAGAGGUUCUCCUUAGACGAAGCAAACACACCGACGUUCUGAGACAGUACGGGCUACACGUCACGUCAUGGUCGCGGUUAGCAUGUUGCUAACAAAACACGAACUUUUGUCGCUCGCACUUUGUAGCUCGGAUGCACGGAGGUCGAGGAUGACGUCAUUCCGAGCUACGAUGUACCACUUCCGAGGUCUGCCGAACACAGCAGUGUCAGAUGUGUGUGGAGCAUGUAAAGGUGGAUCAACGUGUUCAUUCUUCUGACAAUACCGCUGCUGUCUUCCCUACACCCACUUCCGUUGUGCAGAACCCGGAAGUUAAAAAAAAAAACCAACAGGUCUGCAGAACUGGAUGUAUAGGAAGCACCUGAGUUCCACACUGAUUGUAAUCCUGAUCAAGAAGAUACACGACUGGGUUCAUUCCAGCAGCAGAAAAUCACAUUGGGGAGAUUUGUGGAAACACCCAACAUUUGCUUAAAUGGGGAAUUCAGUGGGGCAGAACAGCUUGGGAAUUCCUCGAGGAAAAGGACCACACCAGGUGGGAUCCACAGACUUAAUGGUGGGCCACACAAUACAGGGAACCUUCUUCAGACUUUACUACCCAUGCCAAGCUGAAGAGGGUUCAGAUGAGCUGAACUGGAUCCCAUGCAGAGAGUACUUCAACGGCCUCGCGGACUUCAUGAAAAUGAGCCGAGCAUUGAGCGAACGGAUUUUUAACUUCCUGUUUGGGUCUUACAAAAUCCCAGCAGCAUGGAACGCCUCUUUUAAACCAGAUGGAAAAUACCCAGUCGUUAUUUUCUCUCAUGGUCUGGGAGCAUUCAGGACACUGUAUUCAGCAAUAUGCGUCGAGUUGGCCUCACAGGGCUUUAUUGUUGCCGCAGUGGAACACAGAGAUGAAUCAGCUUCCGCAACCUUCUACUACAAAGAGAAGUCUGAAACGAAACAAAGCCAUCACGCGCCACGGGAAACGUUCCGGCCUGUGUCCGAUAAUUUGGUGGAAGAGUGGAUGUACUACAGACCACUAAAAACAGGCGAGAGUGAAUUACUUCUAAGAAGCAAUCAAGUGAAACAAAGGGCAGAUGAGUGCAUCAGAGCUUUGGAUCUUCUGAUUGACAUCAAUUCAGGAAAGUCUGUGGAAAAUGUCUUGCUGUCUGAAUUUGACUGGUCAAAACUGAAGAACUGUAUGGACAUGUGUAGAAUAGCAGUCAUGGGCCACUCCUUUGGUGGGGCCACAGUGAUCGAGUGUUUGUGUAAGGAAGUCAAAUUUAAGUGUGGCAUUGCGCUGGACGCGUGGAUGUUUCCCCUUGAAGAGGAAAUCUUUCCAAGUGUGAAACAGCCAAUAUUUUUCAUUAACUCUGAGAAGUUCCAGUGGGCUGGGAAUAUAAUUCGCAUGAAGAAAUUAGAUUCUGCAGUCAUUCCAAGAAAGAUGAUCACCGUCCUGGGAGCUGUGCAUCAGAGCUUCCCAGACUUCACCUUUCUCACAGGUCACUGGGUUGGGAAGAUCCUGAAGCUGCACGGAGAAAUCGAUCCUCACAUAGCAAUGGAUUUGUGCAACAGAGCCUCGUUAGCAUUCCUUCAACAACACUUAUCUCUGGAGAAAGACUUCAAUCAGUGGAAUCAUUUAAUUGAUGGAAAAGAUGUCCACUUGAUUCCAGGCACCAACAUCACUCUGCUUCAGUCCUCCAUCUAAUCCAUCCGCUUGUUGUACUGCUUAUCCUACACAGGGGCGCAGGGAGCCUGGAGCCUAUCCCAGGGGGCUUGGGGUGCCACCAAACCCUCGCAGGGUACAGGGGAAUCCCCGAUUCACACACUACAGCUAUCGAACUCUAACCACUAAGCCACGGUGCACCCAACCCCACCCUGAUCUAAAAGUACAUGCAUCACGGCUCUGUUUGUAAUAGUACAAUCCCAACGUGCCAAACUAAAUUUAAUUUCAGCUGUAUAGCUGAACUUUGUCUGCGGUGUAUGAAAAUCGAGCAGGUCGGACCAGAUGAAUCGUAAAUAUUUAAAAUAAGAGCAUUAUUUAAAUUGAGUGACGUGCAAAUGCUUAUACUUAUUCCCUUAAAGGAAGUUUAUUAACCACAGAACGAGAGUAUUUUCUGAAGUUCUACAGCUUGGUGUCCCAGCUGGUCUCGUGCUUUGCUUCUACAGCGAUGUUACACAGCACUGAUCGGUUAUAAGGAGGAUCACAACCCCCAUUGAAUAUUAAUAACCUGCGACACCGCGGUUACAGCAAAAUAAACAGAUCACAGUUAGACUGGUUGGGACUGA
Ictalurus punctatus (channel catfish) is the source of this 2325-nucleotide messenger RNA. It is a transcript of the gene pla2g7, whose product is annotated as phospholipase A2, group VII (platelet-activating factor acetylhydrolase, plasma). The record is from RefSeq and is a predicted model, not a curated record. Bases 533 to 1744 code for a protein of 403 amino acids. Gene Ontology annotation, molecular function: 1-alkyl-2-acetylglycerophosphocholine esterase activity. NCBI's taxonomy places the organism in Eukaryota, Metazoa, Chordata, Actinopteri, Siluriformes, Ictaluridae. The transcript is spliced from 11 exons.